AUGGAGAAUGUGUGGAAAAGCGGCAACCAGUUCUUCGCGAUUGGAGUAGGCGGGGUAAACAUGGAGAACGGGCACACCACGUUGUUCAUCUCAUCCAAUAAAAGCGAGGGCUGGAUCGAGAUGUAUGUCCUUGAGGAACAGUUUGAAUAUAAUUCACAUAUUGUUUCUACUCUGAUUAAUAUGCAUGGGAAGUGUGGGAAUUUGAAAUCUGCGCCACAGUUGCUUAUUAUGGGCAUGCACAUAAUUCGCUCGUCUUAUUUCAAUGCAUGUUGGAUGAGAAAAAAGGUUUUGUGUCUGGAUGAUAUCACUUUUGUCGGGGUUCUUUUUGCAUGUGUUCAUGCGGGUUUGAUGAGUGAAGGUCAUAGAUUUUUUAAUACGAUGAAUUAUCCUUUGGACUGGACUUCGAGAGCUGGGGCGUGA
Striga asiatica is the source of this 420-nucleotide messenger RNA. The record is from the annotation of a GenBank genome assembly. Lineage: Eukaryota; Viridiplantae; Streptophyta; Magnoliopsida; Lamiales; Orobanchaceae.